AUGCGCUCACUGUCUGCCCUCGUGGCUUUGGCUGUUAUAGGCUCGUUUAAACUUGCGGCGGCAAGCAAAUGCAAGCCUUCUUCAUCUCUUCCGGUUGACACAACAGCACAGUCUACUAUCAUCACCGGCGGAACAGCGACAAAGUCGAUACCCGCCUCUCAAACUACCGAGGGCCCUAUCAUCAUCACCAACGCUGUGACCAACGGAGACUUUGGAGGUUACGACCCUUCCGCUGACGGCGGCAUCUAUGCCUUCCAAGCAGGCGGCAACGCCAAACUUCUCCAAGGCCCCGGACAUCCGGGCCCAAGUGAAGAAAGGAACUGCGUCCAGCUCAAGACGAGUCCCACCCGCAAGCGGCAAACACCUCCCGAAAACCCGUGGAUCCAGCAGCAGCUUGAACAGCUAGAGCCUAGCGAUUACACCGUUCGCUUCUGGUACGCCGUUGUCAAGAACGAUUUGGCUGAUACAUGCCGUAUCGAGGGUUACUACGGUGGCGAGCAGUUUGGCGCAACUCCUUACUUUCCUGUUGUUAGCGAUAAUGGUGAUAAGUGGCUGGAGUUUGUCGAUAACAUGGCUGUUACGACAGACAGUGGAAUGAUCCGAUUUGAACUCGUCUGCAUCAAUGGAGGCUCAGCGGAAGCUUACUUUGACCAGGUCUUUGUGUCUAACAAGAUUGGUGAUGAAUGGGUUGAUGGUAUUUCACUGUUCUUCCCUACUUCUAAGCAUGCGGCUACUGUUGGUCCAGUCCAGACUAGCACGGCUCUUCCUGUUGACACUGCUGUUACGAGCAGCAACGACGCUGAGACUUUAGAUAUCCCUGCAACCCAGUCGUCGGAAGCACCCACUACCACGGAUGAAGCUUCAGUAACCGACAAGGCGACUGACACAACCUCGAUAACUGCAACAUCCUCUACUCCUACCAGUACAGAUGAUGAAGUUACUCCAUCCGGUCCCAAGGUCUGCGCAAAACUCGGAGCUGGCGCUGCUGGUCGAGGCUGCGCCAAGAGACCAUACAGCAGUAAGCAGGGCUAUAAACGAUUCGGCGGAAGCAAGAUCACCAAGGAGCAAUGCGCUGCUCUCUGUCUUGCAGACACAAAAUGUCUGAGUUUCGAGUGGCUCUACUACGGUAGCGGCUGCGCAAACACAUGUAAUCUCUUUGCCACGGAAUUAGGCGACAUACCUACCAACGGAGGUUCCGACGCUGCUUGGGCCUACGACCGAACCUGCAUUCAAGUGGACGAGUGCUCUGAACAACCUGCUGGAACUGUGUGUGUUAACGUCAACGCUGAUACCUCCGCCAAGUCGUGUACUCAGAUGCAAGGUGUAGCCAAGGCGUGUGCUAAACCAUUCCUCACAGCUCCCACCAGGGGAGCUUGCGGUCUUACUAACGAGUGUCGCGAUCUUUGCGCCAAGUAUCCUUCGUGCAAGUCUUACUCAGCUACUUUUGGAAGCUGUAGUCUGUACGAUGCUAGGUCUUCCGAGGUUGCGGAGCCUGCGAAUGCGUAUAGUUUCUUUUACGACAUGGACUGUCAUGCUUGUGGAGCAGGCAAUGCUUACUUUGACUACAUUACUCGUGGUCAAGAUCCAGACAACAUGCCUAAGUGGACAUGUCCCUCCGAAGAGAAGAAGACGACUUCGACUCUGGCUGCCUCGACAACUGAUAAGCCGGCUGUUGUAACAACUUCCAGUGCGGAAGCAACCACCAGUGCAGGCCCAACAGAAAAUGACAACACAGCGACAACAACCGCGCCUACCACUACUAUCGCAUCUCCUUCUGCUACGACUUCAAUCUGCCCCAACGGCGUUCCAUCCCCAGGCCUCUGCUUUAGCGCCAACCCAGCGCCAUCAAAGGCUCUCUGUGGAAAACGUGGAUGGCCCCAAUUUAUCGACGCCUACGGCUAUGGCCUUGACGACCGCCCCAACCAGCGCUCAGUCGAAGAUUGCGCCCUCAUCUGCAAAACUGAUCACGGAUGCUUGGCUUUUGGCUUCGACGACAGCCAGCCUAGACUCAAGUGUCUGCUCAGUUCAUCCGACUUGGAGGAUGCUUCCGUCGAUGAGAACUCUGGUAGUAAUGCUAUGUGGUACGAUAUCAAGUGCAUGGACUGCAAGGUGUGCGGUGAGGAAGAAAAUGAUCCUACGCCUUCACCACCUGAGCUGGGCUGCGAGGUUCUGAGUAUCAAUGCUGGCUGCAGAUAUAAGGAGAAUGGCGAGUGGCCCAUUGGUAACAAUGGAAGGGGAGUUACUGGCUAUACCUGUCACAGCAACGGAAAGGUUACACUCGGAGAACCCUUUUCAGCAGAUACCGCAACCUGGCCACGACAAGGGUCUGAGAUCCAGUGCACGGAGACAUGCUUGCAACUCGAGAACUGCAAGUCUUCGGCGUUCAACAGAGACACUCUCCGCUGCGAGUUCUUUAGCACCUCUCUUCAAGACGCCGGGUAUAGGUUCCGCGACGGUAGUAAUGUGUGGUAUAACGACAACGCAUGCUUUGACUGCUCAGGACUGUGCAAGGAACCUCAGCGAGAGGAACAUACUGGGACUGAGAGCGUUCCUUUCUUCCCUCCGCCUACCGAGGCUCCUACGACUAUGAGGACCUCUACCCGCCCUGCGGGCGAAGAACCUCCAACCAGAACUACGUCCGCUGUCAGCGAGGUGACUACAUCAAGCGCCCCACAACCCGAGCCAACAGUUUGCGCAGUACCCUUGGCUUCUCUCAACGACAGUGUUACGUGCGGUCUCCCAGGCGUGAGCAACGCAGCACAAUCCAAACAGAUCGACGGCUACUUGAUCAAGGUUACAGGAACAUUGGAGAAAUGCGCUCUUGAGUGUCUGAAGAUUUCUGAAUGCAAAGGCUUUGUCUUCCAGAAGGACACUACCAAGUGCAAUGUUUUUACAGCUGGAACUGCUGAGCUGGAGUUGAUUUAUCAUCCCCCAUCGGCUGAUCGGUUUUAUGAUAGGGAUUGCUUCAAGUGUGGAUCUUGA
Fusarium venenatum is the source of this 2982-nucleotide messenger RNA. RefSeq lists its product as uncharacterized. Lineage: Eukaryota; Fungi; Ascomycota; Sordariomycetes; Hypocreales; Nectriaceae. The record is from RefSeq and is a predicted model, not a curated record.